CAUGGGCUCGGGGCUCCGUGGCCGCGGGUUCGGGGCCGCGCUCCGCUGCCCGCUCCUUCCGUCCCUCCCUCCCUCGCCAUGGCCCGGCGCAGCGUGCUGUCCAUCCGCAUCGUGGAGGGCAGGAACCUGCCCGCCAAGGACAUCACGGGGAGCAGCGACCCGUACUGCAUUGUGAAGAUUGACAAUGAGGCCAUCAUCAGGACUGCCACAGUGUGGAAGACGCUGUCCCCAUUCUGGGGGGAAGAGUAUGAGGUGCAGCUCCAUCCCACCUUCCACAGCAUCUCCAUCUAUGUCAUGGAUGAGGAUGCACUCAGCCGUGAUGAUGUUAUUGGGAAGGUGUGCAUCACCCGCACCAUGCUUGCAGAGCACCCCAAAGGAUACAGCGGCUGGGUGAGCCUCAGCGAGGUGGACCCCAAUGAGGAGGUGCAGGGGGAAAUCCACCUCCGUGUGGAGCUCCUGGAGGGCGGCCAGCGGCUGCGCUGCACCGUGCUGGAGGCCAGGGAUUUGGCCAAGAAGGACCGGAACGGUGCGUCCGACCCCUUUGUCUGUGUGAGCUACAAUGGCAAAACACAGGAGAGCACCGUGGUGAAGAAGUCCUGCUAUCCUCGCUGGAACGAAGCCUUCGAGUUCGAGCUGCCCGACCCCCCUGCAGAGAAGCUGUGUGUAGAGGUGUGGGACUGGGACCUCGUCAGCAAGAAUGACUUCUUGGGCAAGGUGGUGGUCAGCGUGCAGGGGCUGCAGGCAGCCGGGCACCAGGAGGGCUGGUUCAGGCUGCAUCCAGACACAGCCAAGGCCAGGGAGGAGAGGCGCCGGGGCAGCCUGGGCUCACUGCAGCUACAGGUGAGGCUGCGGGAUGAGACAGUGCUGCCCUCUCACUGCUACCAGCCCCUGGUCCAGCUGCUGUGCCAGGAGGUGAAGGCAGGGCACCAGGCCGGUGGGGUGCACCUGGUCACCCUCCUCGAUGAAACCACCACGGCUGAGUGCCGGCAGGAUGUUGCCGUCAACCUGGUGAAACUCUUCUUGGGCCAAGGGCUGGUGAAGGAGUUUCUGGACCUGCUUUUUGAGCUGGAGCUGGCCAAGCCCUGUGAACCCAACACUUUGUUCCGGAGCAACUCCCUGGCCUCAAAGUCAAUGGAAUCUUUCCUCAAGGUGACAGGGAUGCAGUACCUGCAUGCGGUGCUGGGGCCCACCAUCUCCCGGGUGUUUGAGGAGAAGAAGUACGUGGAGCUGGACCCCAGCAAGGUGGAGAUCAAGGACGUUGGGUGCUCGGGGCUGCACCGCGUGCAGACAGAGAGUGAGGUGAUGGAGCAGGGCCGCCAGCUCCUCCAGUCCUACCUCAGGGAGCUGCUGGAUACCAUCGGCAAGUCAGCUCCUACCUGUCCUCCUGUCAUCCGUGCUGCUUUCCGGCAGCUCUUCCAGCGCGUUGGGGAUCGCUUCCCCCAGCAUCAGCACACUCAGUUCGUGGCUGUCACCAGCUUCCUGUGCCUCCGCUUCUUCUCGCCAGCCAUCAUGACCCCCAAACUCUUCCACCUAAGGGAGACGCACGCCGACGCACGCACCAGCCGCACGCUGCUGCUGCUGGCCAAGGCUGUGCAGAUGGUGGGCAACAUGGAGCCAGCGGCAGGGCGGGCCAAGGAGGAAUGGCUGGCCCCUCUGCAACCCGCCCUACAGCACGGAGCCUCCCAGAUGAGGGCCUUCAUCACCCAGCUGGUGGGCAUGGAGGAGGAGGAGAAGGGUGGAGAGGGGUGGCCGUGUGCCCCCCGCACCGCCGUGGUGAAGGAGGGGCUGCUCUUUGUGCACAAGACGCGGGGCAAAGGGCCGCUGCUCGCCUCCGCCUCCAAGAAGCUGCACUUCUGCCUCACCAGUGAGGCCCUCAGUUUCAGCAAGAGCCCCGGGGCGGAGAGGUGCGGCUCCAUCGCUUUGGCCAACAUCCGUGCGGCCGAGAAGGUAGAGGAGAAGAGCUUUGGGAGCUGCCACGUCAUGCAGGUGGUCUACGUGGAUGAGGCUGGGCAGCAGGAGACGGCGUACCUGCAGUGCAAGUGCGUCAAUGAGCUGAACCAGUGGCUGUCUGCCCUGCGAAAGGUGUGUGGCAACAACCCGCAGCUGCUGCACGCCUACCACCCCGGUGUCUUCCGGGGGGACAAAUGGAGCUGCUGCCACCAGAAGGACAGGACGGGGCCAGGGUGCGGCAGGACACGGCACAGCAUCACCCUGCAGGACUGGAGUGAUCCGCUGCAGCCCGACGUGGAGGCGCAGCGCCUCUUCCAGCACCUCCACGGCCUGCAGCAGCCUCUCAGGGAAAAGUACUGGCAGCUGAUGGAGGAGGGGGGACCUCAGAACGGCCCUCGCGGCUGCGGUGAAGGACCCCUGCUGCCCCUCGAGCUCCGCCGGCUUUUCGAGGCGCUGCAGGACCUGGAACGCUGCCACCGCCAGCUGCCCCCCGCCCUGCUGGAGCUGCAGACGUGAUGGAGCGGGCUGGGAUGGGGCGAAAGGGAAGG
Messenger RNA from Lagopus muta (rock ptarmigan), 2498 nucleotides. Its product is annotated as ras GTPase-activating protein 4-like. Bases 79 to 2466 code for a protein of 795 amino acids. Gene Ontology annotation, molecular function: phospholipid binding; GTPase activator activity. Gene Ontology annotation, biological process: intracellular signal transduction; cellular response to calcium ion; regulation of GTPase activity. The record is from RefSeq and is a predicted model, not a curated record. Lineage: Eukaryota; Metazoa; Chordata; Aves; Galliformes; Phasianidae. The transcript is spliced from 20 exons.